UAUAUACCACACUAUCUAGUCAGCGAUGCGCCGCAGCCUCUAGCUAUUUGUAAACAAUUAAAAGGAAAUCAACGACAGGAAAUCUUGCUCUCCCGCUGACACUGGGAUCAUUCUGCAGUUGUAUCCUUGGGGGGUGCGCGGCUGUUGCUUUGCUUGGUUUCAACACACACAGCCAAACGCAGAACCGGGAUCAUCUUACACUGCGAUUUAAUUUUUGGUGAUUUCGUAUUGUUGGCGUUUCAAGUGAACAUCUCCUCUACAUCAACGCGAAGAAGUUGAAGAUUUUGACUUUCCUAACUAGCGCGUUGCUGCGGCGAUUACAUUUUAAAUGCGCGGGGGUGUGGAUUGCGAUUUCUGAAGUCUUAGAAACUUACAGGAAGGAGGAACAGUGGUUGUUGUAACGGCAGGAUUUGUUUGUAAUUGCAUUAGGUUUUUGACUUUGUGUCAUCAUUGCCCUUGAAGAAAAAAAAGACGCAUUUAGUGUUUAUUUCAGCAGCGCAGGAGGAAUAAUUUAUUCAAUUUAGAUGCUGCAUUUGGAGUAAAGAACUGCAUUUAUUUAAAAUAAUUUUCAACUGGAGUUUAUUUUUUUUUUUUUCUCGUUCUAAAGGGAUUUGCGUCCCCACUUUUCUCAGACUGGGCGCUUGUUCUGAACUGACAAUGAGUGUUUGUGGCUGUUUUGUGAAAUCCUGGAGGUGCCUGCUUGUACUGUCUCUCAGACUGCUGUUUCUUGUACCUGCAGGAGUGCCCGUGCAGAGCGGGGACACCUCGCCUUUCAACAGAGUGAUGGACAAUCUCACUGUCAGACAGGGAGACAGCGUCUUGCUCAGAUGUGCAAUCGACAACCAAAUGAUGCGCACAGCCUGGCUCAACAGGUCCACCAUUUUGUUCGCUGGAAGGGAUAAGUGGACCCUAGAUGAGCGAGUGAGUCUGCAGACAUACAAUAACAGAGAGUACACCAUUAAGAUUAAUAAUGUGCAAGUUCAAGACGAAGGCCUAUAUACGUGUGCAGUGCAAACCAACUUGAACCCCAGGACCACCAAUGUCCAUCUAAUAGUUCAAGUUCCUCCCACAAUCGUGAAUAUAUCAUCGGACGUCUCGGUGAAUGAAGGUGCAAACGUCUCCAUUGUGUGUUUGGCUACCGGAAAGCCUGAACCAGUGGUGACAUGGAGACAUCUCUCACCAAUAGCUCCGGGUUUCCUGUCUGAGGAGGAGUAUUUGGAAAUCCCAGCAAUUACCAAGCAGAGCGCUGGUGUUUAUGAGUGCAGUGCUUCAAACGAAGUCUCAACAGACAUAAAAAAAGUACAAGUUAUAGUCAACUUCCCUCCCUAUAUCUCAAAUGCUAAGAAUUUGGGGGUCGCAGUGGGUCAGAAAGGGAUUUUGCGUUGUGAAGCAAUCGCUGUGCCAACCGCAGCUUUUGAGUGGUACAUAGAAGACAGAAGGAUCUUCAAUGGAUUAAAUGGGAUUCAGAUUCAGAACAAGGGCAGGCUGUCCAUGCUUACCUUUUUCAAUGUGUCUGAGGAGGAUUAUGGCAACUACACCUGCAAGGCAACGAACAAACUAGGGAACGUAACUACAAGCUUAAUACUGUAUGAAACAAAUGAGCCCACAAGCUCAACACUGGUGCAAGAGAAGACAACAUCUACAAAGUAUGCAAUACUGAGAGAUCUUGGAGCAGCGCAGGAUGGGAAGAGCAGUGGCACAGGAAUUCAUGCCUCGGCCUACCUGUUGAUGAUUCUCUGUGUGCAGCUCCUGCUCAAAUUUUGAUGCAGAACUAUCUCCGAGGGGCAGCGUCCGGUUUCUUUCUUUUCAGCACCACAGACUUUUGCACAAAGCAGGAGACCCAAUCUUCAAUUUUGAAAUUGCAAAAAUACAAUACGUUUUUUCUUUUUGUCAGUUUGAAAGUCUGUGUACAGAAGAUGACUGCCCUCUUUGUUGCUGCAAUCGAACGCCCCCAUUGUACCAUGGUCUAAAAAAAAAGGCUGUUAAUGUUUUUGUUUGUUUGAUUUUGUUUUUGAUUUUAUUGUUAACCACUGACAUCUGCAGUGGGCAGUAGUAUGUAGGAAAAAACGAAAGUUUUCUCCUCAAUAUUAUACAUGGUGGUAUUUUUAAGUGAUGAGUGCUAUAUUCCUUUUUAGUAAUAUGAUGAAAUAUUUUCAGAGUAUAGAUAUUGGAGAUAAAAAGUAUAUGAUAUAUUGUUGCUACUAAGUAAAUUUCCGUACUACAAGCAAUUGAAAAGGCAUAUGUAUUGCUUGUUUGGUACCUGUGUAAAACCGGCAAAACAUUAUACAUUUUAUCAAACUAACUAAUGCUGGCAACUCAGGGCUUAUGGUUUCAGAUCCAUUUUGCAUUUAUAUCAUCAAUUCAGUUUUCAAAAUAACAAUCUAGAUGUGGCUUUUUUUUAACAGUAACAUGUUAUUCACCAUCCGAAGCUACCGAAUUUCUAGAAAUCGGUUUCUGCAUAAUCUAUUUCUAUGUAAAAAAAAUAGAUAGAAUAACCUGUCUUCAGUUACUGUAUCGACUGAUAAAUGUACCCUCAUUGAUGUCAGCUGCUUCACUGUAUGCACAGUAGAUCAAUUACCUUUUGACCAGACACAUUUUAUUGUAAAUAAGGGAUACACAUUAUGAUUUGUUAACGUUUUCUUUGAUGUACAUUCUUAUUCAACAUUAUAAAGUAUAUGCCAGUGGACCAAAACAUUAACAUUGUGCUAAUUAUUAUUAUUUUUUUUUUUAGUAACCUGCAUGAUAAAUAUGUCCUGCAGUAAUGGAAUAUAAUAAACAAUGUUAUAGUUUUAAAAUGCGAGACCACAAUUUUAAGAUACAAUAAAGAAAUACAAAAAAAACAGAUCAAGGGAAACAUGUAAAACACCUUUAUCAAUAUCCCUACCAGAAUAAAACCCAUAAGCCAUGUGGAGCAAAGGGCCAUUGGUUCAGCUGUAAUUUCGUUUUAAAUUGAGGUGUUAAUCCUCACAAAGAUCACCACGGAUGACCACACCAAGGAGAAGGAAUAUUCCCCUUAGCAAUGUUCUUUAUCAACAGCUGCAGCACUGAUUGUCUUUGAUAAGAACAUACGCUCAUCAGCGCCAACGCUAAUGGCAAUAUGGCUGUCAAUGCUGCUGGUAUCUGCAGUUCAUUCUACUUCUGAACCUGAUAAUGUGUAACAUACGCCCGUUGUUCCCAUGCUGCCGAAACAGACGCGUAUCAAGUGCUGGAAUAUGCAGGGUGCUCUGGGUCACCUUUACAUUUGUCACCCAAACUGAUUAUUGUAUUUGAAACCUGGUAAAAUUAAAAAUGCAGUAAUUCAAUCCACAGUACUUUAUUAAACACUGUUCAGCAUUCCAUGAAACAACCUGUGUCUGUGGAAAUUUCAGCUUCAGUUUCAGCACCUCGGUUUUACUGGCUCAUUCAUUUGGCACCAUUUUCACUGAGGUGUCUGCAACCAUUGAAAUAAGACUUAGACGGCAGCAAAAGCAACAUGAGUUGCUAGGAUUGACCAAUAAAAUCAAGGGGCUUAUUGAAAUGUUGGGACUGAAACUGGGUUGGAAUACCAGCUCAUUUUAUCACCAUAUGCAAAAUAUACUGGGAAUAAUGUCUGUGCAGCGAUGCUGCACUGGAGUUUGUUGUUCAGAGAAUAUGGGCUUGUCCUGAUUUGGUCUGGACUUGACCUUUGUUGGUCCUGGAAUUAAACUCCAUCAUUUGCAUAUCUGUGUUUGAAUGAUUUUUAUCCAAGCCUGUUCUUUUUAUCUGUUGCUAAUCACAGACACCCCAAUACACACCUGCUGUAGACACAUGUGGGUACCCUUUUACAUUAAAAUCAGUGUCAGUGGGUGCAUAGCCCUUUCGGUGGAUUGUAAAUGUCAUCAUUGCAUGCUAGUAACAUGAAAUGUGCCCUAAAAGGAGCCUAGUGUCAUUUCAUGGUUGCACAGCAGUCGUGCAGAUCAGAAUGCUAGCCAUUACUUUGAUUUCGUAGCUGACAGUCACAAAUCGGUAUUCUUUACAUGUCACAAAAUCCAUACUGCAAAAUGGUAGAGGCCAGCAUUUAAUAUAAGCUUUUUUUUAGUAAACAGCAUUUUUUUUUUACUUCAAAGUAGCUGUUAUCUUUCCUGUAAUGACUGCCACAUCUUUCAUGUGUACAGUGUUUAGUAGUGCAUGUAACUAUCUUAAUGUCUCUUGAGACGGGCCGAUAUGGAGGUAUGUCCAACAACAACCAUCAGCUACAAAUGGGCUUGAACUUGUUGGUGUUUAUUUUUUUGCCAAAAAGACUGAGGGGGUAGAAGUACUAAGAUGGGCCCGUCGCAUGCGCAAACAUAUUGCAGUUUGCAUUUUCGUUGCGACAGUUCACAAGGUAUACAUUUUGUCGUCCGUACUAAGAGAAAAUACUUUAUUGAAGAGAGCCACAAUAUACUCAUUUAAAUAUAUGUUGCAUCCUCUUAGUGAGAUCUCUAGCACUGCAAGUCAUGUAACGAAUAAAUAGUGAAAGGCAGUUUAAUCCCAUCAGAUUCUAUAGUGGGGCCCCACCUUCACCCCC
Molecule: messenger RNA, 4525 nt
Organism: Acipenser ruthenus (sterlet)
Lineage: Eukaryota; Metazoa; Chordata; Actinopteri; Acipenseriformes; Acipenseridae
Product: neurotrimin-like
Exons: 9
Coding region: 658-1764 (368 amino acids)
Cellular component (GO): neuron projection
Source: RefSeq, a predicted model, not a curated record